Messenger RNA from Lecanosticta acicola, 684 nucleotides. The record is from the annotation of a GenBank genome assembly. Lineage: Eukaryota; Fungi; Ascomycota; Dothideomycetes; Mycosphaerellales; Mycosphaerellaceae.
AUGCCGACUGCCACUCGGAAUCUCUACAAUGCCGGUGCCAAACUCCCGAAACUCCGUACGGGCUACCAGACAACAAUCUCGAAGUCUUCUUCUUCUUCUCCUUCUCCAUCAACAUCGACUCCGAGCAAACAGUUGGCCAUACCAAUGGGUACCAGCAGAGAACUACCGAUGCCGAUUGUCACAAGGAUCACCAGUCUUGGGCAGGCACAAGCUACACUUCAGCACUGUGCAACGAAGCUCUCCAGAUCGUGGCAGAGCAAUCCUGGACGCUCGUCGCCGCCGCCCUCGCCCAUCGACGCGUACGGUCGACGACACUUUCAGCAGUGGCUUGAGCAAUGGGAACAAGCGUUCACGGCCUACCUCUCUUUCGCGAUGCCUAGCAUGAAGACGGAGGACAUCACGCAAUGUCGCGUCCUCAAGGCGAAUCACCUUUCAUGCACCAUACUGGCCUCUCAGGGCUCGUCGUUCGACAAGUUCGACAGCGAAUUCCAGGCUAUCGUCGAACUAGCAGGAGCAGUCCUGCAAUCUCGAAGGCAGAAACCCAACUCUCGCUCUCAGUCGCCAGAGGCCUUCUCCGAGAUUCUGGAUGUGCGCGAGCCGCUCUACGUUGUCGCCGCUCGCUGCGACCGUGCCUCAACUCGCGCUCAGGCGAUGGAGUUGAUUCGUCGAGGCAGCCCUCGUUGA